AUGACUAAACUCAUCCUUAUCCUUGCCGCACAAAUCCUCCUCUUCGCAGCCAUUGCUUCCACCGGAGACUUUGCAAGAACAAUGAACCAAGAACACCUCGGCCUCCCCAAGAAGGAGAAACUCACCCAUAUCCGAGUCUAUUGGCAAGACUCCUUAAAAGGUCGAAACCCUAGCGCCGUCAUGAUCCAACAGCCCGUCUCGAACUCCUCCACAUUCGGAUCGGUCACCAUGAUGGAUGAUCCACUAACAUUGGAUGUGUCGAGGAAUUCGACUGUGGUGGGCCAGGCCCAAGGGAUUUACGCCGGAGCCGCGCAAAGAGAGAUUGGCUACUUGAUGGUGAUGAACUUUGCUUUCAAGACCGGCAAGUACAAUGGGAGUACAAUCACGAUUCUUGGUCGGAACCCGGUGUUCUCAAAGGUUAGGGAAAUGCCGGUGGUUGGAGGAAGUGGAAUGUUCCGGUUCGCUAGAGGUUAUGUCGAGGCUCAGACCAUGCCGUCUGAUUUCGAUGCAGGAGAAGCCACUGUUGAGUAUAACUGUUAUGUCUUGCAUUACUGA
Molecule: messenger RNA, 555 nt
Organism: Arabis nemorensis
Lineage: Eukaryota; Viridiplantae; Streptophyta; Magnoliopsida; Brassicales; Brassicaceae
Source: the annotation of a GenBank genome assembly